UCACAAAGCAUGUUUAGCACGGGAAAUUAAAUUUCAUGAGAACGCCCAAGGAUGAUGCGUGGUCAAUUGGCCAACUGCGCAACUGACGGCGCCAAGCUGACCCUGAGGUGCGUGCCUUGGCUGCGCUUUGAUGUGGGUAUGCGCAAUUGUUUGACAUUGUUAGAUUUGCGGCUCAUGAAAACAGAUGACUUAGAGUCCCCAAAAACACUGGCUAGAGCUAAGGAAUACAAGUAACAGCUCACUCACUUUCACCAGAAGCCCGAAGGCGAGAUACGCGUAGCGGUCUUUCUGUUCGGGGGUAUAUAAUACUUGCCAACGCCACAUUAAAUGCGACAUUGUGGUCAACAGCUGAUUCGAUAAGCAAAUAUCUAAACUCAGCAAUUUGAACAAGCAGGAUAUAUGCGUUGAUCAUUCUGUUAUGUGGGGGCGUAGUAGGAAUUCAAAGAAAUAUAUUCUACAUUGGUCGAUUAAGAUGAAGCGGUUUGUUGCCCUUGCAGCUACGGUUGUCGUAGCUAGCGCUACAAACGGUUUUGGCGGAGGAUUUGGAAGUGUUGUUGGUGGAGUCGUAAAUGGUGGUUAUGUCCAAGGCCAUCAUCACAACAUUCCCAAGGUGAACUACGUAGUGAACAAGGUCACCAAGCCGGUUCCUGUGCCUCAUCCGGUGCUCGUACCACAUGUGGUCCCUGUGCAUAAGCCCGUGCCGGUAUAUAAAGGUGUACCUGUACCCAAACCUGUCCCAGUUCCUCACACUGUGCACCAAUACUAUCCUGUACACAAAGAGGUGCCUGUGCGUAAAGAGGUUCCUGUGCCUGUACCUGUCGAAGUGAAGAAACCCUACCCUGUUCAUCAUGUUGUUAAAGUACCACAGCCAUAUAUUGUGCACGUACCAAAACCUUAUGUUGUUCAUAAGCCAUACCACGUACCCGUUGAGGUGGAAAUUCCUAAACCUUACGUGGUCCCUAUCCACAAGCCGUGCCCUGUCACAGUCAAAAAACCCGUACCUGUUGAGGUUCCUAUUAUUAAAACCAUUCCUGUAGCAAUUAAAAAGCCUGUCGCUAUUCCCGUAUUCUCCUAUGACUAUGCCGCUCUCGGUCUGACCAGAGACUUCGAAGGUCUUGGAGGCUUUAGAGGAGGUUAUGGGUAUGGACUUGAACUUUAUAAGAAGGCUAAAGCCUAGACUCUUUUAGAACUCAACUGUUGACGGAUAUAUGGUAGACGAAUCUGCUUGCGAGAACUUUAACAUUUUAACCUUUAAAGAUUAUUAAAGUUGGUGAACAUAACAAUGUAUUUAACAAUGAAGUACGUUUCACGCGCUCAACUGGGUGAUUCAGAAGAAAACGAAAAUUUACCUAAUGAGAUUUUGUCCACCACGCCAUAGUAGUUGAACUGCAGAUUGCAUCUGGGGGCAGGGGGGGAGGGGUAAACAGCUAAACGGCAAAUAAACGGACCGUAUGUUAAAUGUCAAGGAUAUGAAGAUCUAGGUAAAGUUUACCCCCUCAGUUCAUCCCUUAUUGCGGUUAAAUUGUAACAUAUCAAUCAUCCUUUUAGGAAUAUUAAUUUGUGACGCUCAAUAGCCAAAUUGCCUAAAACUCAAAAUACUAGCUUAACUACUUGACUUCGCUUCUAUAUUUCCAGCAUGACCAUCAUAACUUUGCAAGCCAUGAAUAUAUCCACUAAUGUUUCAUGCUGUCUACUUAUGGUAAAAAUAAAAAUUAUGGUUUUAAGUUGGGAGCCGUAUAACAGGCUUGUACAACUAAUAGGGGCAUACAUAUGUAUAACUAUACAACGAAGAAAUGGUCCAAUCUAAUAUGGACACUUCGUUGAAUAAUAAUUGCAGUCGUGUAAACAUACCUACUAAGAACAUGUCAGUAAAUAUGUUACCCUAAUGAAGUAAUCAUCGAUACUUUGACACGAGUGAUCAGAAUGAAUAUAUUAAUAGAAUUAAUAAAUCAUCUUCAAAUACAAACUUAAUAUCAAACGGUUACCUUCUUUUUCGUGUCGUCGCUGCGUGCAUAAUCAGAGAGAGCACUUACAUGAGCGUAACAUGGACAUGAAUGAAAAUAAACAUGUCAAACCGCAAUAGCAUAAAGCUGUUAUAUUGGUUAACACUAUCACAGCUUAGUAAUCAUUAAGCUAAGGGCGCUACAUAACUCGCUAAAAAAAUACUUUAGACGAAAUCGUUUUUAGAAUAGCCAGCAACCCGAGCACUUCACGUUUAGCUUUUAAACUAUGGAAAUAAUAAACAAUACGUUAUGGAAAUAUAUAUAUCACAGGAGCACGCAAAGUAUAUCUAUAUGCUCAGUUUUUCGUUUUGUCUCGUAGAUUGCGAAAUUUAGCCAAAAAAUUCAAAAAAAUACUGUGUCGGCAAACUUCUGACAAACCUGCUUAUGAUCAUUUUUUUUUUCACGUAGAACCUCUCUUCAAACAUGUUGUCUGCUUCUCGCAAACUAGACAGUUAAGUCAACAAUAAAAGAAGAUCAGAAGUAUAUGAAAGUGCCGUAGGUGUAGUUUUGGAAACGCACAGUAUAGAUAUGUACCCACAGCAACAAAAAAAUAUUCCGAGUUUGCGUUCGGUAUCUCCAUCAAGUAUAUUUUUCUACAGACGUUUAGCCUUUUUCAACGCGAAAAAAGACGUGUACGGCAAUUCCGAACCUAAAUCAUAGCGUGUCUUGUUUUGAAGGAAGGUGUGUUACUACUACAUAUUUAUGGGAACAAUAUUCGCUAUCCUAAACACUCGAAAAAAAAAAAAAGGAAAAGCUUUCCUUUUUGGUACAGAAUAUGGUAUUCGUUACGCUGGAAACACGAGGUUCGUUUCCUACAUACAGGCAAGGGUCAGCUAUUGCUCGAAUCUUCGUGUCAGAUGAACACUUAACCGAGACAUAUAUCCGUAAAACGGACAUCUAUGUUGUCGUCGGUUGUUAGAGAUCUACUGAAGAAUACAUUAAAAGCAAUUGUGGCAUCAAAAUAGAAUAUUCAUAAUAAGGACUGGAUUGAACGGCUAUGAAAGUUUACGCAAAGGGUUAGCUAGACCACUGCCUGAUAGUUUAACCGAUUCAGUACAGGAAUUAGCAGCUAUUGUCGAAACGGGUAUAUCUUCGCCCGAAUAGGUCGCCCGAAAAUAGCACUAUAUAGUAUAAAGUGUGAUGAGUUUACUGUUAUAAAAU
Messenger RNA from Varroa destructor (honeybee mite), 3164 nucleotides. RefSeq lists its product as uncharacterized. The record is from RefSeq and is a predicted model, not a curated record. Lineage: Eukaryota; Metazoa; Arthropoda; Arachnida; Mesostigmata; Varroidae.